ACGUGUAUAUAUAUUCGAUUUUUCAGCAUCGUCGUCUCUGUUUCCAUCUACUUUCUCUUUCAUCUCUGUUCCCGAUUUCAUCGUUAAUUGGUAAAGAAAAAAAAUUCAGUGGAACAUCUCUCUUCUUCUUCUUAUCUCAAGAACAGAUUUUCGAUUUAAAGCCUCGAACUUUCUCUAUGGCGGAAGAGCAUCGAUGUCAGACGCCGGAAGGCCACGGUCUCUGUGCUAACAACUGCGGCUUCCUCGGCAGCUCCGCCACCAUGAAUCUCUGCUCUAACUGCUACGGCGAUCUCUGCCUUAAGCAACAAGCUUCCAUGAAAUCCACCGUCGAAUCCUCUCUCUCCGCCGUAUCUCCUCCGUCGUCAGAGAUGGCUUCUGUUUCUUCCUCGAUGAUCUCACCUCUCGUUCAGAACCCAUCGGCGGAAUUGGAUGUAACAGCGAAAAACGUGACGGUGACGGUGACUCCGCCGCCGGAGAAGACGGUGGUGCAGCAGCAGAAACGGCCGAAUCGUUGCUCAACUUGCAGGAAACGGGUCGGGUUGACCGGGUUCAAGUGCCGCUGCGGGACGACUUUUUGCGGGGCCCACAGGUACCCGGAGGUCCAUGGAUGCACCUUUGAUUUCAAAUCGGCCGGUCGCGAAGAGAUCGCGAAGGCGAACCCGUUGGUCAAAGCGGCGAAGCUUCAGAAGAUUUGAUCGGAGUCGUUCGAUACGUUGACUUUUCGAUCUUCGUUUGAACGCGUCUGUCCCCGAGAAAUGGUGUUAGAUUGAUCUCAGCCGUUUGAUCAUUUGUCAUUAUGUAAAAGAUAUGUAUUACAAUGGGACACGUGUCGCGUGACGCUUUCCUCAUCUUCCCAAUUAAUUUUCUUUUCCCCAUAAAGAAAUAAGAUUAUUCGCGUUGGCUUUUCUCUCCGGCAAAUUGUGUGGCUUUUGCGUGUAGAAAAUUAUUUAG
Molecule: messenger RNA, 951 nt
Organism: Eruca vesicaria subsp. sativa (arugula)
Lineage: Eukaryota; Viridiplantae; Streptophyta; Magnoliopsida; Brassicales; Brassicaceae
Source: the annotation of a GenBank genome assembly